Molecule: messenger RNA, 4514 nt
Organism: Acipenser ruthenus (sterlet)
Lineage: Eukaryota; Metazoa; Chordata; Actinopteri; Acipenseriformes; Acipenseridae
Product: cell division cycle and apoptosis regulator protein 1-like
Exons: 24
Coding region: 324-4109 (1261 amino acids)
Biological process (GO): regulation of DNA-templated transcription
Cellular component (GO): nucleus
Source: RefSeq, a predicted model, not a curated record
UACUCUGACCCAAUGGCGCCCUUUCUCGAGUCAGUGACGACGUUGCACUCCUCAAGCAGGGAGAGUUAUCUCCUUGCAGAAUUCUCGAGUUACCUUGCAAGUCGUACAAUUUAAUUCAAAUUAUGGUAUUAUUUUAGAACUGAGGGGCAGUGAGAUGACCAAUGCGACUGCGCAACAGUAUACUAGUGCGCAUGCGCUGUGUUGAUUUGUAUCCGCAAAGAACUGCAUCGAUCCUAAACCGGUGCAGCGUGAAUGUACACAGAGGACGGGCAGGUUUUAGCACAACUUGAAGGGUUAUUUAGACAAACCGGGGCCUGUCCAUUAUGGCUCAGUUUGGGGGACAGAAGAAUCCGCCGUGGGCUGCUCAGUUUGCAGGCUCGGCAGUCUCCCAGCAGGGUCAGUCUCUUGACAUGAACAGCCUGCACUCAUUAGGGGUUCAGCCGCCCUCUCUGCUUGGAGCCUCCCCAGCAAUGUACUCCCAGCAGUCUGCCAUGGCAGCAGCCAGCCUCAACUCCCAGUCUGCUGCAGCAAACUACCAGCUGUCCCAACAAACAGCUGCCCUGCAGCAGCAAGCUGCCGCUGCAGCUGCCGCAGCCCUGCAACAGCAGUAUCAGCAACAACAGCAGCAGCAACAGCAGCCGCCGCCACAGCAGACCAUGUACAGCGUCCAACAGCAGUUACAGCCGCCCCAUCAAGCCUUGCUUUCUCAGCCAUCUGUCGCCUUGCCUACCAGCCUUAGCCUCACUAACCCCCAGCAAACAGCACAGAUCACUGUCUCCUACCCAGCACCGAGGUCAAGCCAGCAGCAAACCCAGCCACAGAAACAGCGAGUGUUUACUGGGGUAGUUACCAAGCUGCACGACACAUUUGGAUUUGUAGAUGAAGAUGUCUUCUUCCAGAUAAGUGCCGUUAAAGGCAAGACACCACAAGUAGGAGACCGGGUGCUGGUAGAAGCUGCAUAUAACCCAAAUAUGCCGUUCAAAUGGAAUGCACAGAGGAUACAGACCCUGCCUCAUAUGUCUCCACAAAUGGCAAGUAUAAUUUCUGGUGUCGUCAACUUCUUUCUAAUCUUUAGUAGUGUCGUAGAUAAUCGCUAUUUUUGUUGUUGUUUUUCCAGUUGUUACAAUGUAUUCUAUUUACAGAACCAGCCACAAGGUCCACCUCUGCUUAAGGCCAACCCUGCUAUGAUGCAGUCCCUUCCUCCACCGCCUUCCUUCAGCCUCCAGGCCCAGGCUCCGCCCCCCUGUCUAUUACAGGCUCAGUUAUCGGCUGCCUCCCUGGCCCCUCUGCUGCAGAACCCACCACAGCCUCUUCUGCCCCAGCCACCUCAGAAAGAUUGUGUCUUUUCAGGAGGCCUGCUCCAGCCUCCUGUGCGAAUGAUGCCUCAGCCCCAGCCAGCACGGAGGUUAGACCCAGUACCAAGGUUUCCAGUUCGAAAUGACAGAGUCGAUCUAAUGGUCAACAGGAAGGACGACAGAAGCCGUGAACGGGAGCGGGAGAGGAGGCGGUCCCGGGAGCGCUCUCCCCAGCGGAAACGCUCUCGAGACAGGUCCCCCCGCAGAGAGAGGUCCCCCAGGAGAACUCGUAGAGUCGUCCCUCGAUACACUGUACAGUUCUCAAAAUUCUCCCUGGACUGCUUUAAUUGUGACAUGAUGGAGCUCAGAAGGCGUUACCAGAAUCUCUACAUCCCUAGUGAUUUUUUUGACGCUGAGUUCACUUGGGUAGAUGCUUUCCCGGCAUCUCGACCCUUUCAGUUUGGAAACUAUUGCAAUUUCCACAUAAUGCACAGAGAGGUAGAUUCAUUGGUAAAGAACACAUCUGUUCUGGACCCUCCAGAUGCAAACCACUUGUAUAGUGCAAAGGUGAUGCUUCUAGCAAACCCCAGUUUGGAAGAGCUCUACCACAAGUCAUGUGCUCUUGCUGAUGAUCCUCAGGAGCUUCGCGAGGCAUUCCAGCAUCCUGCUAGACUAAUCAAGUUCUUAGUCGGCAUGAAAGGAAAGGAUGAGGCCAUGGCUAUUGGUGGACACUGGUCCCCAUCUCUUGAUGGAGCCAACCCAGAGAAAGACCCUUCUGUGCUGAUAAAGACUGCUAUCCGUUCUUGUAAGGCUCUCACAGGCAUUGAUCUGAGUUUAUGCACACAGUGGUACCGUUUUGCAGAGAUUCGCUAUCACCGCCCCGAGGAGACCCACAAGGGGCGUACAGUUCCAGCUCAUGUGGAGACAGUGGUUUUAUUUCUCCCGGAUGUUUGGCAUUGUCUUCCUACCCGCUCAGAGUGGGAGACCCUCUCCCGUGGAUACAAGCAGCAGCUGUCCGAGACGCUUCAGGCUGAACGAAAGGAGGCUGAUGGAGAACAGGAGGAGGAAGAAAAAGAUGAAGGGGAAUUGAAAGAGAUCUCCACUCCUACACACUGGUCAAAACUUGAUCCGAAGUCCAUGAAGGUAAAUGACCUUCGUAAGGAACUGGAAAGUCGGAGUCUUAGUUCCAAGGGCUUAAAGUCACAGCUGAUAGCCAGGCUGACAAAACAGCUGAAAGUGGAGGAACAAACGGAUGAAAUUAAAGAGCCUGAGAAACCAGUGAAGGUGGAGGAGGAAGAGGAAGAACAGCUGAAGGUCGAAGAAGACAAAGAGGAAGAGGAGAGGAAGCGUCAGGAGGAAGCAGAGCGUCAGCGCCGAGAAAGACACUAUAUUCUUCCUGAUGAACCCACCAUCAUCGUACACCCCAACUGGACAGCCAAGAACGGCAAAUUCGACUGCAGCGUCAUGUCACUAAGUGUCUUGCUGGACUACAGACUAGAAGACAACAAAGAACACUCUUUUGAAGUCUCCUUGUUUGCAGAGUUGUUCAAUGAAAUGCUUCAGAGAGACUUUGGCUACAGGAUAUACAAAGCACUGGCUGCUAUUCCUCUGAAGGAUGAAAAGAAGGAGAAGAAGGAAAAGGCAAAAAAGGAAGUGGAGAAAAAAGAGGCAGAAAAAAAGGAAGCAGAGAAGAAAGAUUGUGAUAAAAAGGAAGCUGUUAAGAAGGAGGAAGCCAUAAAGGGGGUCAAGGAAGAAAAAGAGGAAGACAGUGGAGAGCCAGCUGCAAAAAAAAUAAAGAUCCCAGAUGAAAAGGAAGAGAAAAAGGUUUCAGCAUUGACUCGCAGAGUAACAAGGUCUUUCACCAAAUCUUCUUUCCAGGAGAAGGAAAAGGAGGAGAAAAAAGAGGAAUCUAAAGAGGAUGAGGAAAAUGAAGAGGGGAGUAGUAAUCCUAAUCUGGAUGAGUACGACCCCAUGGAAGCUGAGGAGGCAGAAGAUGAUGACGAAGAAGAAAAAGAAGAAGAAACGAGCGAUAAGGACAAAAAGGAUGAGAAAAAAGAAGAAAAGAAGUCAAAAGAGAGGUCUUCGAAAGACAAGGAGAAAGAAAAGAAGCAGAUGACUACUUACAAUAAAGAUCUUCUGAUGGCAUUUGUUUAUUUUGAUCAAAGUCACUGUGGAUAUCUCCUUGAAAAAGACCUGGAAGAAAUAAUGUAUACUAUUGGGCUGCAUCUGUCUCGUGCCCAGGUUAAGAAAUUGCUAAAUAAAACCGCUGUACGGGAAUCCUGCUUUUACCGGAAGCUGACUGAUCGUGCGAAAGAUGAAGCAAUCCCAGAAAUACCUGAAGCACCACAGGAGUUGCUUCUUGGAAACAAAGCCCUACUGCCCUGCCAUAAUGUACAACAGGAACAAUAUGAGUCGCAAGAAGCAGGCAGUCUCAUAGUUUACAAUGGUGCCAUGGUGGAUGUGGGGAGCCUGAUUCAGAAACUGGAGAAGAGUGAGAAGGACAGGGAAGGGAUUGAGCAGAAGCUUCAGUCUCAGGAGGCAAAGAUAGAGGAAGAUGCAAAUAGCAUAUUGCAACUGGAGACUGCCAAGAAGAGCUUCUCUACAGAGCUUGAAGAUGUCAAAAAUUGCCUUGGCCAAACAGAAGAGAAUUUGAAAGAUUCAAAAGAGAAGAGAUCCUGUUUUGAAGAGCAUCUACAUAAAACUGCCACAAGUUUGAGUAUAGUUCUGAAUGAACUGGAAAGUGUUUUAAGAAAGGAUAAUUCUCAAUCUGAAGAGAAUGACCAAAAAUCAAAAGAGAAUGGAUCUGACGAAUGAUGUUGCUGCCUUUUCUUUGGAAAGAUUGUGCUAGAUAAUGCUGUAAAUAAGAAAACUAAAGAUCUGAAAGUGAAUCAACAUGUUUUAUUUUUAGUGCUUUUCUGUUGUUGCUGUGUACAGAAUUUUAGGGACGAAUGUUAACACAGAAAACUGCUUGAGAUUCAUGCCAAUUGAAUUGCUAAUACCAUUAAAUAAUUUUCGUUGCAGAAGGUUUAAGGUUCAGCUGUAAUAUUUUAAUGUUAUUAAAACUAAUUUGAAUCUAAGUUUUUAUUACGAAGGUGUAAUUCAAUAGUUUUGUCUAAUUUGAAACCUGUUUUAAUUGUGUGCCAACAACAAUAUCAUUGAAUUUCUGAAACUAAAUCUCCAGUUUUCACCAAACAAAAAUAAAAAGUAGUGCAGUGAUGA